Molecule: messenger RNA, 2277 nt
Organism: Austrofundulus limnaeus
Lineage: Eukaryota; Metazoa; Chordata; Actinopteri; Cyprinodontiformes; Rivulidae
Gene: las1l
Product: LAS1 like ribosome biogenesis factor
Exons: 2
Coding region: 144-1838 (564 amino acids)
Biological process (GO): maturation of LSU-rRNA; maturation of 5.8S rRNA
Cellular component (GO): preribosome, large subunit precursor; Las1 complex
Molecular function (GO): endonuclease activity
Source: RefSeq, a predicted model, not a curated record
CGUAUUAGUUCUCCUCCCGGAAUACAGAGUAGAACAUUUUCAAGCUGAUCGAUGUUUUCUCCGUUCAUUUUGAAUAAUCUUUCUUAAAGUUUCCAUCAGAAAGCAUCAGUUUUUCGGUCCACAGCUCCGCUCCGCCGUUACAAAUGGAGAAAGGUMGCUCCGUGAAAAAACGCGGCCAUGUGGUGGCCUGGCUCAACAAAGCCGAGUGGGACCAGGUUCUGGAGUACCUCUACUCCCAGGAUGUGGCCCUGCAGAGGUUCGCGGUGGACAGGAUCUCGGCCUGGAAGUCUCGGUACGCCAACAGCACGCCCGUGGCGGUGGACUGCACGGCGGACCUGGUGAGGUGCCAGGUCAUGGACCGGUCCGGGCAGCUGAGCGGGGACGAACUGGUCAUGCUUUACGGGACGGCCCUGGUCCGGUUCGUGAACCUGAUCACCGAGCGGAAGCAGGGGAUGGUAGCCCGGCCUCUGAGGCACCUGGCCGGGAAACUGAACAUCCCGGAGUGGGUGGUGAACCUGAGGCACGAGAUCACCCACAAGAAGCUGCCCACUCUGAAAUGGUGCCGGAAGGGGUGCAAGGUGGUUCUGGAGUGGCUCCAUCAGACGUACUGGUCCAGGCAGCUGGGAAGUGGUCCUGAUGAGGACUGGGACUCUGACGGGGAGGAUGAGGACCAGAAGCUCCUCGCCAGACAACAAGAGAUGGAGAACUACAAAACAGCACGAGAACUCCUGAUUGCUUACGAGAAGGACCGGUUCCAGAGUCUGGAGAAGGACCGGUUCCAGAGUCUGGACGGGCUCCAGGAGGACAAAGACAGGAACCCGUCCCCCCUCGCAGACCUGAGCUGGCUGCUGGGGGAGAUCAAACAGUUUGCCCUGGAGUCCACGGAGAUGUUGGUGGACGUUCUGGUGGAGGACGGGUUUCUGGUUCCGACGGCRGAGCAGCUGGAGACGUUGGACCUCGAUCCCUCCGAGAACUCCAGCCCCACCGAACCCAGAGUCCCCCAGGUCUUCCUGCGGUUCUGGCUGCCCCUCCUGAAGAUGCUGAACUCCCCGUCCUUCAUCCACCUCCUCCUGGAGAAGCUGUUCCAGGAGCUGAAGCUACUCAGCCCGAAGGACCACCACAGAACUUUCUAUCUGUCCUCCUGGGUCUCGGAGCUGCUCGUCUGCAACAGCAACCGCUUCGAGUACCGCUUCGAGACCAAGGGGCAGAAGAAGGCCCGGGCCAGGGACCGGGUCUUCGUCAACCGGAUGCAGCUGCAGUGGCAGCAGCUGCUGUCGGCCUGCCUGGACGCCCCCUGCGUCAGCACGCCUCACCUGCUCCAGCUCAUCCUGGACGACAUGGAGCACCCCCUCCCUCCGGAGACCCAGCAGAACCUGCUGCRGCUCUGCUCCAUUUACACCCAGCCCGCUCGCUCGGACCCCGGCUCGGCCCGGGGCCACCAGCAGGUCUACACGCUGGAGAGUCUGCAGGAGAAGCACGGCCAGCUGUGGCGGAGCGCGGGGGGCUCAGACAGAACCAGCCCUCCCCAGGAGCUGAAGCGGGCCGAGGAUCUGGCUGAGAAGGCGAAGCUUCUCCGAGGUUCCCCCUGGCAGGUGUGUCCYGACAAAGUCCAGUGGAAGGACUUUCCUCUGGGGAAAGUUCCGGGACAGUCUGACGACCCAUCCUGCCUCAUGGUGGAGACCUUCUCACCCAUGACCAUCUUGGACCAGCCGGUGGACCUGGACAGCAGCGGGACCCAGAAUGUUCCGGGAACCUCCGGACCCACCAGAACCGCCGAAGGCCUCGUCUGGAGCCAAAGCGACAUCAGCAGACUGAAGUCUGGACUGAAACUUUUCUGAGAAUCUCUGAUUUCCUCAAAAUGUCUGUUUCUGAGAGGACAGAAUAAAACUCAUGAAUUUAUUUUCAACUCAUUAAAAAAAUGUUUGCUUACUGAAAAAAUACACGCUGAUUCAGUUUGAACAGGAUUUUCAGCUUCAGGAAGCUGGAAUCAGAUGUUAUUUUGUUAAAAAGUCUCUAAAAAAACAUUUAAAAUGCUUGUUUUAAUAUUUCAGCUCCUGAAGUGACAUGUUAUUUCUAAUUUUCACUUUACAGUUUUGUAAAAAUCUGAAGUUAAAGUUCGGACCUGGAGACAUUUGAAUCUUUUUUCCAUGAUGAUGAUUUCAGAAACAGUUUUGUUUUUGUUCUCAGCUGAAAAUCACUGAAGAAUAAUGAACAGGUUUUGUGUUUUAUGUUCUUGUCUCUUUUCAUAAAUAUUUGAAAUAAAAAGUUUUUCUUUUA